Messenger RNA from Gallus gallus (chicken), 656 nucleotides. RefSeq names its product filamin A (gene FLNA). Gene Ontology annotation, biological process: actin cytoskeleton organization. Gene Ontology annotation, molecular function: actin filament binding. The record is from RefSeq and is marked provisional. NCBI's taxonomy places the organism in Eukaryota, Metazoa, Chordata, Aves, Galliformes, Phasianidae.
CCGAACUCCAACCCGACCCCCAACCCCACCUCAGCCGCCGUCCGACGCCGCCGCUCCUCCGCUACGGACGGCGCCAUGAGCGCGGCGGGGCGGGCGCGCGAGCCCGAGGCCGAGAUGCCGGCGACCGAGAAGGACCUGGCGGACGACGCUCCGUGGAAGCGGAUCCAGCAGAACACGUUCACGCGGUGGUGCAACGAGCACCUGAAGUGCGUGCAGAAACGAGUGGGCAACCUGCAGACCGACCUGGGCGACGGGCUGAGGCUCAUCGCGCUGCUCGAGGUGCUGAGCCAGAAGAAGCUCGGCCGGAGGUACAACGCCCGGCCCACGUUCCGGCAGAUGCAGCUCGAGAACGUGUCGGUGGCCCUCGACUUCUUGGAGAGAGAGAAUAUCAAGUUGGUGUCCAUCGACAGCAAAGCCAUCGUGGAUGGGAACCUGAAGCUGAUCCUGGGCCUGGUGUGGACGCUGAUCCUGCACUACUCCAUCUCCAUGCCCGUGUGGGAGGACGAGGACGAGGAGGAGGCGCGGCGGCAGACCCCCAAGCAGCGCCUGCUGGGCUGGAUCCAGAACCGGCUGCCGCAGCUCCCCGUCACCAACUUCAGCCGCGACUGGAGCAGCGGCAGGGCGCUGGGGGCGCUGGUGGACAGCUGUGCUCCAGG